Messenger RNA from Etheostoma cragini (Arkansas darter), 1374 nucleotides. RefSeq names its product ribose 5-phosphate isomerase A (ribose 5-phosphate epimerase) (gene rpia). Gene Ontology annotation, cellular component: intracellular membrane-bounded organelle. The coding region runs from base 78 to 911 and encodes 277 amino acids. Gene Ontology annotation, biological process: D-ribose metabolic process; pentose-phosphate shunt, non-oxidative branch. The transcript has 9 exons. The record is from RefSeq and is a predicted model, not a curated record. Gene Ontology annotation, molecular function: ribose-5-phosphate isomerase activity. NCBI's taxonomy places the organism in Eukaryota, Metazoa, Chordata, Actinopteri, Perciformes, Percidae.
GAUAACCGCAGACCGCAGAGGCGCGGAAGUCUGCCUGUCUGUUACUAUGGUCUGUCCGUCUCUUUGUGGGCCGGGUCAUGAAACUUAAGGGGUGGGUCUCCUUCAGGAACCUCGCAGCUGGAUUUCUCUCUUCGGCGUCCUGGAGGCUGGUGGCUCUCAGCAACAAGAAGCACGUGCGUCUGUCCAGUCAGUCCGUCGCUAACAUGGCAGAGGAAGCGAAGAAACUGGCCGCCUACGCUGCGGUGGAUAACCAUGUCCAGAACAACCAGGUGGUUGGAGUGGGCAGCGGAUCCACCAUUGUCUAUGCUGUGGACAGAUUAGGUGAGAGAGUGCGUCAGGAGAAACUCAACAUCGUGUGUGUGCCCACCUCUUUCCAGGCUCGUCAGCUGAUUCUGCAGCACGGCCUCACGCUGUCGGAUCUGGACCGGCACCCAGAGCUGGAUGUGGCGAUCGACGGAGCAGACGAAGUGGACGCAGAUCUCGCGCUGAUAAAAGGUGGCGGCGGCUGCCUGACUCAGGAGAAGAUUGUAGCCGGCUGUGCGAAACAUUUCGUUGUCAUUGCCGACUACAGAAAGGACUCCAAGGCUCUGGGCCAGCAGUGGAAGAAGGGAGUUCCCAUUGAGGUGAUCCCCAUGGCGUACGUCCCCGUCUCCAGGACGAUAGCCAAGCGCUUUGGAGGAGAGGCCGUCUUACGGAUGGCUGUCAGUAAAGCAGGUCCUGUGGUCACUGACAACGGUAACUUUAUCCUGGACUGGAAGUUUGAGCGCGCUGAGAACUGGAAGGAAGUCAACACCGCGAUCAAGAUGAUUCCAGGUGUGGUGGAGACUGGGCUUUUUGUCGGCAUGGCUGAACGAGCCUACUUCGGGAUGGAGGACGGAAGCGUGCAGGUUCGAGAUCCUCCAGUCAACUGAAGAGUUUGCCGUAUUCCCCGUCGUCCCUCCUCCCGAAUGACCUCGCUUUAAUCCACAAGUGCCGUGUUUCUGAUUUCCACCUGGUCUCAGACUGGGUUUGGACCGAGCUGCACCUCUUGCAGAACUGGAGCUGGGCUGUUUCACACAUCUCAAAGCCAGAUACGAUUGAGGAUCACUUGGUUUUUCCUCAUCCUGCAGGUGGUGUGUCUUAACACUGUUUUUUAAAGUGCCUGAUGAGUAAAAUCCAGUGCCUCUGAUAUGCGUAGUGGUUGUUGUUUAGUCCAGUCUGGCUGCCUGGUCUCACGGGGGAUGUUGGCUCUUCUUGUCUUACCAGGUGUGACUAAAUGUCUGCAAAGUGCUGGGGGUCACUGCCGUGCCGCAGAAUGAAUCUAAGGUGUGCCUUGAGAUUACAUGUUCAGUCGUAGCAAAAGAAAAAAUGCUAUUAAAGUUACAUUUAACCCUU